Molecule: messenger RNA, 693 nt
Organism: Helobdella robusta
Lineage: Eukaryota; Metazoa; Annelida; Clitellata; Rhynchobdellida; Glossiphoniidae
Exons: 2
Coding region: 1-693 (230 amino acids)
Biological process (GO): chromatin remodeling
Cellular component (GO): nucleus
Source: RefSeq, a predicted model, not a curated record
AUGGUUGACAGGAGCUUGCUACACUGUCGUAAAAACGCUAAUAACACGAUGGUAGUCCAAAAAAAGUAUGCACAUACCGGCUCGGACGUCGCCCGGGUGAACAAGGUCCGCGCUGCAGCUUUGGGGACUAGAGGCUGCAGUGUAAAGUAUGCUACUGAGUCCCAGAAAGAUAGACUGAAAAUGGGGUUAACAGUUGGAGUUUGGAAUGUCAGGUCAUUGUGGCAGACAGGGGCUUACGCGUUGAUGAAGAAAGAACUUGAACGAUUCAGAUAUGAUGUGGUUGGUCUGUGCGAGGUCCGAUGGACAGGAGGUGGAGAAAUGGAAGGUGGGAAGAUAUUAUGGUCUGGAACAGAGAGGGAGCACGUCUAUGGAGUUGGAAUGGUUAUUGGCGAAAAAGCAAGAAAAGCACUAGACAUUGAUGUGGUAGUGGCAUAUGCUCCAACAAUGGAUCACUCGGAUGCAGAAAUCAAGGCAUUCUACGAUCAACUGGAGCAAACAUUGAAUGUACUGCCAAAGAAAGAUGUUAAGAUAAUCACCGGAGAUUGGAACGCAAAGAUCGGAAGAGACAAUAUUGGUUUUGAAGAAGUCAUGGGAAAAUACGGUAUAGGAAACAGAAAUAAUAGAGGAGAAAGACUGCUGGAAUUUGCAAAGGACCAAAAAAUGUAUAUAACAAAUACAAAAACACAAAAUUGA